CAAGCUGCACCACAAAUUUACCUUGGAACAACAAGAACGAACAACCGCUCUCUCUGGUACUCCCAAUUCCCAAAUUCAUCACGAACGUGAAGCCGUGAAGGCUCAGAAUUCAGCAAUGCGUCCCAGCAGCAGCUCGUUGCUACUCCUCCCAAUCUUGGCCUCCCUGCAGCAACUGGCAACCGCCGCCACCAACGACGCAGGCUGCCCGCCAGCGACAUGCGGGAACCUGACCUUGGCAUACCCGUUCUGGCUGGCCGGCGGCCAGGAGGACCAGCAGCCAUCCUGCGGCCCGCCGGCGUUCCAGCUCACUUGUCACAACAACGGGUCUGCUUUCCUGAGGACCUCUUACAUGAAAGUCCUCAACGUCGACUACGGCAGCCGGUCCCUCGUCGCCGUCCACGCUCUCCUGGCCGCCGAUGCCGCCUGCACCGUCAUGUUCAACGUCUCCUCCGCCUUCGCCAUCACGGACCGGUACAGGAUCAGCCGGAGCAACCGGGAGCUCUACGUGCUGUCCAGGUGCAGGGAGAGGCGCCCACCGCCCGGCGCCGUCCCGGUCGCCAACUGCAGCGCCACCAGCAGCGGCAUGUACGCCUACCUCGGCGGGAGGUAUGGCACGGCCCAGCCGCCGGCGAACGAAGGGAGCUGUGAGAUCUCCAUGUUUCCGGUGAUCGCGUCGGAGGCGACAACGGCGGAGAAUUAUAGGCGGCUCAUCAAGGGCGGGUUCCUGUUGGAGUGGGAGCCCGUCGGCGACUGCAAAGCCUGCACGGCGAGUGGCGGCCGGUGCCGCUAUGACUCCAGCACGGCGGCAUUUGUGUGCCUUUGCUCCGACGGUGGCCUACGCGCUUCGACUUGCGAUGGCAAGCAUAAAAGAAAGACCCUCACUUUGAUAGUUUCUCUGUCGGUUGCGGCUGUCUUAAGUUUGGCAUGUCUUGCUUGGCUGGUGUAUCGUCGGAGGAGAAAAAUCAGAUCAACAAUCUCCAAAAUUUACUCUAGCAAUACAUCCAAUGUAGAAGAAAUGUUAAGAAAAUGUGGAUCUCUUUCUCUGAAGAAGUACAAGUACUCAGAGCUGAAGAAAAUAACGAGGUCAUUUGAGGACGAGCUAGGAGAAGGUGGAUAUGGUGUGGUAUACAAAGGAAGCCUGAAGGAUGGCAGAAUGGUUGCAGUGAAGCUCCUGAAAGGAUCAAAAGGCAAUGGAGAAGAUUUUCUGAAUGAAGUCAUGAGUAUCGGCCAGACUUCUCAUGUUAACAUUGUCAGCCUACUCGGUUUCUGUUUAGAGGGGUCUCAGCGAGCGCUUAUCUACGAAUAUAUGUCCAAUGGUUCUUUGCAGAAGCACAUUUAUUCAGAGAGUUCAAAAUUGGCCAUUGGAUGGGAGAUGUUCCUGAAGAUCGCGAUCGGUAUUGCACGAGGGUUGGAGUAUCUACACCAGGGUUGCAAUACCCGCAUCAUCCAUUUCGAUAUCAAGCCUAACAACAUCCUGCUAGAUCAUGAGUUCUCUCCCAAGAUUGCAGAUUUUGGUCUGGCAAAGCUAUUCCACCUCAAGGACAGCGUCCUUUCAAUGGCUGAAGCGAGAGGAACAAUUGGUUUCAUUGCCCCUGAAGUGUUCUCUAGAGGUUUCGGAGUUGUCUCGACAAAGUCAGAUGUUUAUAGCUACGGGAUGCUCCUCCUAGAAAUGGUCCAAGGGAAGAAAGAUCUGAAAAGAAAUGUAGGCAGCUCUAGUGAAACAUUUUUUCCACAUUGGGUUCAUGACCGUUUGGUGAGGGAUCUUCAGGGAUCUUGUGAAGUCACGCAAGGAACUGAAGAAAUUGUAAGGAAGAUGACCAUGAUUGGAUUGUGGUGCAUACAGAUGACCCCUGAAAACCGCCCUUCCAUGAGCAGGGUUAUAGAGAUGUUGGAGAGGAGCAUCAAUGAAUUGGAGAUGCCACCCAAGCCGUUCCUCUGCUCUCCGUUACACUCGACAAAUGUUUCAUCCUAUGCAUCCGUCCAAAUUGAGAUGUCUUCACCAGCCUUCAUCGGAACUACUGAAUGCGUGAUGCCUCAAGCCUUAUUGCUCAUCCUAGUACAGUCGUUCUUGCUGGCAGCCUCUUUGUUCCUCCUCGUAAUCCCUUGCCACCGCGCCCACGCCGAGUGCGAGCCAGUGGCGUGCGGCAGCCUCGCCGUCAUCAGGUACCCGUUCUGGCUCGGUGCUCCCGGUCAGUCCCCACCUGAUCCAGCCUGCGGCCACCCUUCGUUCGAGCUCUGGUGCAACGGCGAUGGCGCCAGCGCCUCGGCUUCCAUGAGGGGCUCCGCCAUCAACGUCCUCCGCAUCGACUAUAACGCCAGCAGCUUCGUAGCCUCCCACGCCAGGAUCGCUGCCGGCGAUGACGGCGUGUGCCGCGCCGACUUCAACAUGUCGUCCAGCCUCGCCCUCAGCCCCUUCAAGACCAGCCCCACCAACCGCGCCCUCUGCUUCCUCCGGGACUGCGUUAACGGCACUGAGCCCACCGGCAUCGGCAGCAGGUAUGUGAAUGCCACCAGCAGCUGCAGCGGCGGCCCAAUCUAUGCGUAUCUCGGCGGGAGCUACGACCGGGACACGCCGCCGGCGAUCCACACGGGGAGCUGCAGGUACACGUACCUGCCCGUGCUGGGGACGGAGGCAGAGGGCGUGACGGGUGCAGACUACGGACGGCUGCUGAAGAGUGGGUUCAUGCUGGAGUGGGCGGGCACCGGUGUCGGAGCCGACUGCCCUGGCUGCGUCGCCAGCGGCGGGCAGUGCCGGUACCGCAGCGAGACUGCAUCGUUCUUGUGCCUCUGCCCCGGCGGGGAGCUGCGCAGGUCGACAUGCGACAGUAGUAUGAAGGGUACGAUUGGCAGGAACAUAAUACUAUUAGUUUUGACAUCAGCAGGUGCAGCCUUGCUCUCUACAAGUAUUUAUGUGCUGAUACGGCGUAUGAAGGAGAAAAGACUAAGGUUUCUUCUUUGCACGAAGACUAGUAGCAGCACUGAAAGGAAUUAUGAGGCCAUGAUAGUAUCAUAUGGAUCUCUAGCUCCAAAAAGAUACGUGCACUCAGAGGUAAUGAAGAUAACUUCUUCUCGCAACAAUCAGCUUGGUCAAGGUGGUUAUGGUGUGGUUUUUAAAGGAAGGCUACAUGACGGUCGUCAGGUUGCUGUGAAAUUCUUGCACGACUGCAAAGGGAAUGGUGAGGAGUUUGUAAAUGAGGUUAUGAGCAUUGGCAGGACAUCUCAUGUUAAUAUUGUUAGCUUGUUUGGAUUUUGCUUGGAGGGAUCAAAGCGAGCACUUGUAUAUGAGUACAUGCCCAACGGUUCCUUGGAUAAGUACAUUUACUCAGAGAAUCCCAAAGAAAUUUUAGGAUGGGAGAGGCUCUAUGCGAUAGCGAUCGGGAUUGCUCGUGGGCUAGAAUACUUGCACCACAGCUGUAAUACACGGAUCGUCCAUUUUGAUAUCAAACCUCAAAAUAUCCUUCUAGACCAGGAUUUUUGCCCAAAGAUUGCCGAUUUUGGUCUAGCUAAACUGUGCUGUACCAAGGAGAGCAAGCUGUCAAUGACUGGUGCUAGAGGAACAGUUGGAUUCAUUGCUCCAGAAGUUCACUCGCGAACCUUCGGAAUUGUGUCAACAAAGUCAGAUGUUUAUAGUUAUGGAAUGAUGUUGUUAGAGAUGGUUGGAGGCAGGAAAAAUGUGAGAUCACUGGCUGAAAAAUCCAGCGAAAAGUAUUUUCCAGAUUGGAUUUAUGACCACUUUGCUCAGGACGAUGGACUACAAGCAUGUGAAGUUACAAGUGACAUGGAGGAAAUUGCAAGAAAGAUGACUUUAAUUGGCUUGUGGUGCAUACAAGUAUUACCUGCAUAUCGCCCUACUAUAACCAAAGUUCUAGAAAUGUUCGAGAAAAGCUUAGAUGAUAUGAACAUGCCACCAAAGCAAAACUUCUGUGAACUACUUGAAAAUUCAGCUGACAGUAUGAGUGUGCAAAGUGCUAGUUCUACGAGACCUGAGGAGAUGAGGCUUGUAAAUUCAAAAAUCCUACAAUGACGCAUGCUAACUCAGUCAUUGACAGCUUGCUAGGAUAUAUUUACAAAUUAAACAAGCGCGACAGACAUUGGCAUUGUAUCACAUAACAUAUAAAAUUGCUACUGCACGACCGGCUGCAAAUUUCAAUGGAGAGAAGCAAAUCAGAGGUGGUCUGGUUUAAAUCAAAAUUUUGGAUGAAUCGGUGCACAAGGACCUCGCAAGAUCAGCCAUAAUAUAUGCCUCUUUGAGCUGUAGUAGCGUGGGAGAAGCAAAAGGUGGCUAUCUGCAAGGAGGCGAGAAGAGAAGGUGGCAAGAGGACUGGCACGAAGAUAAUACUAAUAGUUUUGACAUCAGCAGCUGCAGCCUUGCUCUCCACAUGUAUUUAUGUGCUGAUAUGGCAUAGAAAGGGGAAAAAGAUACGGUUUCUUCUCUGUAAAAAGA
Messenger RNA from Brachypodium distachyon (stiff brome), 4444 nucleotides. RefSeq lists its product as uncharacterized. Bases 116 to 4024 code for a protein of 1302 amino acids. Gene Ontology annotation, molecular function: ATP binding; polysaccharide binding; protein kinase activity. The transcript is spliced from 10 exons. NCBI's taxonomy places the organism in Eukaryota, Viridiplantae, Streptophyta, Magnoliopsida, Poales, Poaceae. Gene Ontology annotation, biological process: protein phosphorylation. The record is from RefSeq and is a predicted model, not a curated record.